AUGCGCAAACCUCUUAUGCGCAUUCCCUACACGGAACUCUUGGCUCCUCCCACAGUCCGUCCAAGUAACGCAAACUCCAUCCCUGGCGCUGUCGCGGCCCUCCAGAACUUCUUCACAGCUCCUCCGCCACAGGGGCUGCCGAGGUCGACCGUAGUCUUGACUGGGGCGGGCCUCUCCGUCUCCAGCGGCCUCGCCGACUACAGAGGGGUCAAUGGCACUUACCGCGUGAACAAGACUUACCGUCCCAUCUACUACCACGAGUUUCUCUCAAAUCACGAAGCACGCAAGAGGUACUGGGCAAGAAGUUUCUUGGGAUGGACGUCACUCCACAAGGCGUCCCCGAAUCAGGGCCACUAUGCCAUCCGUGAUCUUGGCCAGCUCGGUCUUAUUCGCAGUGUCGUCACUCAGAACGUCGACUCAUUCCACUCAAAAGCUCAUCCUGACAUUCCAACUUUAGAGUUACACGGUUAUCUGCGGUCCACUGUCUGUGUUACUUGCAGGAACGAAUACCCCAGGGACACCUUCCAGGAAGAGCUAGCGAGGCUCAACCCGGCUUGGGCGACCUUCCUCGCCGAAGCCUUGGCUUCCGGGGCUCUCGAUACAGAGAAUCCCGCGGAACGCAGGGCCAAGGGCAUCCGGACCAAUCCUGACGGAGACGUCGACCUGCCCGGCGCUCCUUACACCACCUUCCGAUAUCCUGCAUGUCCGCAUUGCCUGGCGCACCCACCCUCCACCCCCGAGGGUGCUAGGCACGUCGUCGAGGUCGACCAUGACGGCGCCUGGCACUCCUCCAGCUCUGCGGGCAUCCUCAAGCCUGCCGUCGUCAUGUUUGGCGAAAGCAUCCCCCACGAGGUCAAGACGGCGGCGGAGGAGGCCAUCGACGGGGCUGGCAAGCUGUUGAUCCUCGGUACUUCGCUAGCCACGUACUCUGCUUGGCGGCUGGCCAAGCGGGCUCUUGAUCGCGGCAUGCCCAUUGCAAUCGUCAACACGGGAGGCGUCCGAGGAGAGGAGCAUAUCGCUGCGGUCCCGGAUCCGGAUCCGACAGGGGCACUUGGAGUCCGGACCGAAGUAUCCACCGACGUCGUCCUUCCGGCACUGGUCGACCAGCUUCAGAAGCUCUCGGCGAGCGGUGCCUCCGCUCCCGCGGGAGGCGUAGCAGCCUUCAGGGAGAAUCAUGGUGUCUUCAAAGACAUGCUUUCAUAA
This is a messenger RNA of Colletotrichum siamense, 1203 nucleotides long. Its product is annotated as NAD-dependent protein deacylase SIR4. The record is from RefSeq and is a predicted model, not a curated record. The coding region runs from base 1 to 1203 and encodes 400 amino acids. Gene Ontology annotation, molecular function: NAD+ binding. The transcript has a single exon. Lineage: Eukaryota; Fungi; Ascomycota; Sordariomycetes; Glomerellales; Glomerellaceae.